UCUCUCAGAGAUACCUGGCAUUGGACCCAAAAUAGCCAGUUCCGAGGAUACCGGCGACAAAGUGAAGGGCGUCUUCAAGGAAUGGGGCUGUAAAUUUAAGAAAACUGCCAGCGAUUUUGGCGACAACGUCAAGGAGAAGACCAAACAGCUGGGCGAAGAUGUGCGAGAUGGUUUCAAAAAACUCACUGAAAAAUCCAAAGAGUUGCACACAAAAUUCGAAAGCAAAUUCCACGAUUUCAAGGAUCAUUUGAGCAAGGACUCGGCCGAAUUGGUCCCGCAUAAGGAUAAGAAAUUCGUUUUGGAAAAUGUCGAAAUGAUAAAUCCCGAAAAAUUGAAAGCCGAUCAAGAAUGUGGUCAUGGUUUUAUAUUGGAUGUGUUGGGCAAUUGCAAACAAGUGAGGAAGUAGAAAAGAGAAAAAACCGAUUCGCUACAACAGACAUGUAAUUAAUAUCAGAAAUUGCGUUGUUUUUUUUUCAAAAAUAAAAGUGAAUAUGUGUGUGUUUUGCUUAUGUUGAAAAUUAGUUGUAUAUUUAAGUUUUUUGUAUUUUAUAAUAAAGUUACGCUGUGAUUUGAAA
Molecule: messenger RNA, 575 nt
Organism: Musca domestica (house fly)
Lineage: Eukaryota; Metazoa; Arthropoda; Insecta; Diptera; Muscidae
Source: RefSeq, a predicted model, not a curated record